Messenger RNA from Purpureocillium takamizusanense, 1371 nucleotides. It is a transcript of the gene spc24, whose product is annotated as putative kinetochore protein spc24, variant 2. The transcript has a single exon. Lineage: Eukaryota; Fungi; Ascomycota; Sordariomycetes; Hypocreales; Ophiocordycipitaceae. The coding region runs from base 397 to 1020 and encodes 207 amino acids. The record is from RefSeq and is a predicted model, not a curated record.
GACGCUACUGUUUUGGAGAGCGGCAUCGCGUCUCGUUGUGCUGAUGAUGCUGCUGCAUCCGACUUGGCUGAGCCAAAUUUGCCCACGACGACGGAAGAGGCGUUGCAACGACGUGCAACCCAACAACGCCGCUUAAGCAUCUACGUCCAUCUACGUGUACACAUCGCAGACCCAGACACACAAUUUAGUACGAGCACGCGUCGAGCAAAAAAGGCACGUAAGCAGGCACUUUUCAGCAAGAGGAGCCCCGACCAUCCUCGGCAACCAAAACCGCCAUCAUGUUGCUCGCCGAGGACCCCGCAACUGUGAGUGUCUCUUUGUCUUUCCCCCCGGCUUUUGAGAGAACAUAAUGCAUUGCGGAUAAAACAAAGGAGUCGGAGAGAAGCUGGACUGACCAUGGACUGGCGCGCGCAGCUCAUCCACCACACCAUAAACAACUUCAACAUCCAGCCGGACAAGCUCGCCGUCGCGCGCGUCACCGAGUCGCUGUCGACGCUCCAGCAGGCGCGCGACUUGCGGGUGCGCGACGCCGAGGCCGCGCUGCGCAAGCUCUCGCGGCAGCUGGCGACGCUCGCCUCGCAGCACGACGACGUGGCCGCCGCGCACUCGUCGCCCGCGGACCACGCCUCGCACAUCGCCACGCUCGACACGCGCAAAUUCCGCACCGCAAAGGCCGCCUCCGACGCCGAGGUCGAGGCCGAGCGCCUCGCCUCUCGCGCCGCCGACCUCGCCGCCCGCCUCCAGGAGCUCGACCUGCAGGGCGUCGAGGGCGACCUCGGCAGCGGCAGGGCCUCCGCCGCCGACGGCAGCCGCCGGGGGAGGGACCCCGUCGACGACGAGGUGCUGCUGCGCCUCAAGGUCUAUCGCAGCCUGGGCAUCGACAUUGAGCGCGACGGUCGCGACGGCGAGUGGUCGCGGGCCGUCGUCCGAAACGACCGCAAGGGGGAUGUCCACGUCGUCAAUAUGGACAAGAAGUUCUCGCGCUUCUUUUACGCAAACUAUUUUUGGCAGACCCUGUGAUACGCCCUUGAGAGGGCUGCCCGGUACUCACGCUUCGGAGCGAUGGCGACGGAACAGGCCCUGGAGAGAAGGGGGGGCGUUUAUUGGUAUACUUUCUUACAGAUACCAGGCGUUAAGGGAGCGUGCAUCUGUGUCAUCCAUCGACGCAACGCCGUCGGCAAUGAAUAAUGAAAUUGAAUUGUGGCAGCGCUGACAGGCGAGAGUCGCCGCCUCGAGAAGUGGGUUUCAACUUUGUGACAUGUCACGCCGAACCACAAAGGUUGCGUUUUCUUCUCUCGCGAUUUUCGUCACGGUCGCCGGUCCCAUCAUGCCACCAACAGCGGCGGGCAUGACCAGAUGCAAGCAAAAGGA